AUGGCUACUUCUGUCACUGUUGAAGAACUCAAAUGGUUCCACUCCAUUGAUAGAGAUAUAUUCACUAUUCUAGUUAUCAACUUUGGCCGUAACAUUGCAGAGUCUAUGAGGAUCAUUGGCCUUUGGUUAUGGCUAGAAGAGAUGGGUUUUCCUAAUAUCAUCCUUCCACUUCUCUCAUCCUCCGACGCCAUUGUCGAAUUGGUGGCAAGGGAAGCUGUCCUAUGCUUGAAUUGUAUCGACAAAGAUAGGUCUCCGGCAGGUAAUGAGAUCCCUUCCACUAAGAGACUUAUGAAGAGAGAAAUUUCUCUUUCAUUCAUUCGUAAGAAUAGGGUCUCUGCAGUUGGUAGAAUUUCUCAGUUUGUCUCAGAGAUUGGACUAGCAUUUACUGAUAUUGUGGAGAAAGCUGUUAAUAACCGGUCUAAAGUAAUGGGUUCUCAUGCUUCUAGGGUUAGGCCCAUUGGGUCCAGUUUUAAGAUGGGUGGCCCAAGUUCUGCCUUCCUUCCAUGGUCUAGUUCUUGUCAUCCUAAGAAGGGUAUGGCCUCAUUAAGCGCCUCAUCAGAUGAGAGGACCAUAUUUGUAACCUUCUCUAGGGGAUACCCUGUUUCAGAAAGUGAACUCCGGAACUUCUUCAAUAUGAAAUAUGGAGAAUGUGUAGAGUGCAUUUAUAUGCAGGAAGUGUCAGCUUAUGGACAAGCCCUAUUUGCUCGUGUGGUUUUUAGAUCAAUUGCAACCAUGGCAGUUAUCCUUCAAGGUAUGGAAAAUGACGGAAAAGUGAAGUUAUUGAUAAAUGGAAAGCAUGUUCGAGCAAGGAAAUACUUCUCCAAGUGA
Messenger RNA from Telopea speciosissima, 828 nucleotides. RefSeq lists its product as uncharacterized. The record is from RefSeq and is a predicted model, not a curated record. Lineage: Eukaryota; Viridiplantae; Streptophyta; Magnoliopsida; Proteales; Proteaceae. The coding region runs from base 1 to 828 and encodes 275 amino acids. The transcript has 2 exons.